AUGGAGCUUUUGGACCAAGACCCUCUGCUUCCGAAAAAGUCCACAGACUUGGAGUUGGGAUCUACAGAAGAAUCUGUACGUUAUGGGUCUGUCUCUUCGAUCCGAACUGCAGAACUGGCGGAGCUGAAUCUUGGUUUCGACCAUCACGAAGUCCCUCAGGGUCGCCAUCUAGGUAUUUUCUCCACUAUCGUGCUUUUCGUAUCGAGAAUCGUCGGCUCUGGCAUUUUCGCUACCCCCAGUAGCAUCUUUGUAGGAUGUGGUGGGAGUUCCGUCCUGUUUUUUGGCGUAUGGUGUUUCGCAGCACUAAUGGCUUUUGCAGGGUUGUACUUAUUUCUGGAGUUUGGAUCUCUCAUUCCAAGAUCUGGCGGACGGAAAAAUUUCCUAGAGGCAGUUUACACUAAACCUGAUAAAAUGAUGAGUGUAACCUUCACCACAUUCACCGUUCUCAUGGGCAUGGCGGUGUCGAAUGCCAUAGUUUUCGGGAAAUACGUUCUUUAUGGACUGGGUUACGACGAGAAUUUCGUGAAUCAAAAUUCCAAGGCCUGCAACUACAUCGGGGCGGCAUUGGUGAUAGCUAUUGCCGGUGUUCAUGGAACUUCUGUUAAAGGCGGUGUCUACAUUCAAAACUUACUGGGCGCGCUGAAAUUGUUUUUUAGUCUAGUGAUAAGUUGCACAGGGGUUUAUGCGAUGUGCUUCUUCAGGCGUAACGACAACGAAGCUCAAAUUUUAUCCGGUUCGUGGCAAGCUGCAUUUCAAACUCAUGACCAGGUAACAGUCUCAUCAAUCACAACAGCAUUUAUUCAAGCUUUUUUCUGUUUUGCCGGGUGGGAUAACGUACAUUCGGUUGCAUCGGAGAUCAAAAACCCUGUCAGAACUCUAAAAAUAGCAGGUCCAUUGUCGUUAGGCAUCUCUUUACUAUGCUAUUUGUCCUUAAAUGUGGCUUACUUGAGAGUGUUUACUUACGACGAAUUUAAAGCGGCAGGUCCGCUAGCUGGAUCUAUUCUCUUCACUAGGUUGCUUGGCCCAAAUUUGGGUCGUAAACUUAUCACAUUUGGCAUCGCUCUAUCAGCGGGUUCGAAUUUGUUUGUGGUUGUUUACUCAGUUUCAAGAAUGAAUCAGGAAUGUUUUAGGGAAGGAUUCCUGCCAUUUAGCAGGUUCAUGGCCAGUAAUAAGCCCUGGGGGGCGCCCCUCCCUUCUUUAACUCUCUGUGCAUUUAUAACCAGUCUGUGGCUGGUCCUUCUACCUUCCUCGGGCGGUGCAUACAGCUACUUGGUUGCAAUGGAAGGUUAUGCGAAUCAAAUUAUAAUUUUGCUUGUCGCGGUUGGCUUAUUCAUUUACAGACGUAAAAAUUCUGAUAAAAAGGCGGAAAUACGAGCCUCCUCGGCUGGAGUAGUCGCGCUCAUCAUUCUUUCGACUUAUCUGUUGAUCGGACCCUUCAUUGGAAGUCAGAACGAAGCAGCCGUGCGCCAUUUGCCCCCAUAUCCCGUCACAGCAUUGUUAUUAAUCUGCUCCUGUUUGUCGUUUUGGUUUGUCAAGUUUGUUGUUCUACCCAAACUAUUGGGAUACAGUCUGAAACGUGAGGUAGACAUUUUAGAUGACGGAUUGGUAAUGAUGAGCUGGCACAAGGUAUUUUAG
Lachancea nothofagi CBS 11611 is the source of this 1635-nucleotide messenger RNA. Lineage: Eukaryota; Fungi; Ascomycota; Saccharomycetes; Saccharomycetales; Saccharomycetaceae. The record is from the annotation of a GenBank genome assembly.